Papilio polytes (common Mormon) is the source of this 2343-nucleotide messenger RNA. RefSeq names its product abl interactor 2 (gene Abi). The transcript has 8 exons. The record is from RefSeq and is a predicted model, not a curated record. Gene Ontology annotation, molecular function: SH3 domain binding. The coding region runs from base 178 to 1329 and encodes 383 amino acids. NCBI's taxonomy places the organism in Eukaryota, Metazoa, Arthropoda, Insecta, Lepidoptera, Papilionidae.
UAUUGUCAACUGUCAUUUAAGUUUUCAAGUGUCAAAAAAUUUAUCAAAGUCGAAAAAGUAUAAUAUAAAUUGCUAUUUAGGACACACUAGAUUAUUGAUUUGUUAUUAUAGAAACAUUACAAACUGUGAAAGUUGUGAAUUUAAGUCUAUAUAAAAGUGAUAAUAGCCUUUUUCACAAUGGCUGAGCUUGCAGCGUUAUUACAAACGUUAAUUCCUGAAGGACGAACGCAUUUAACAGACAGUCAUACAAACCUCGAGCGUGUAGCGGAAUAUUGCGAAGCGAAUUAUUUUCAGUCAGAAAAUAAAAGACUUGCUCUUGAGAGCACUAAAAACUACACGACCCAAUCAUUAGCAAGCGUCGCUUAUCAAAUAAAUACACUGGCAUUCAACUUCCUGCAUCUGCUGGAACAGCAAACAAUCCAGUUGGCUGAAAUGGAAGGACAAAUGAAUCACAUUGCACAAACUGUAGCUAUACAUAAAGAAAAAGUGGCUCGGAGAGAAAUUGGUGUUUUAACUGCAAAUAAAGUGGCACCUAGACAGUACAAAAUUAUAGCACCAGCUAAUCCCGAGAAACCAAUAAAAUAUGUGAGAAAAAGUAUAGAUUAUUCAGCUUUGGAUGAUAUUGGUCACGGUGCUCGUUGGAAUGGAGGCUCUAGUGGUACACCACGUGGCCGGCGCUCAGUGUCUGCACAGGGCUCAGCCACUCUGCCUGCUCCCACUACCAAGCCCCCAACUCCACCAGCAGCAGUCCGAGCUGCCUCCGCAUCUAACACUGGCACUCUUGGACGAGGCACUCUCGGCAAAUCAUCACGUGAGUACCGCACGCCCCCGGCGGUGGCGCCUCCCCAAGUGCCGUCGCAUUACGCGCCUAACUACCCACGUCGUCCGCCCGGGUAUUCCACUCUACCUGUAGCACAGCCACAGGUUGGCAUGGUACAUCCUAAUCAGCAUCAGACAAAUUCCAAUUAUUCCCAGCAAGAUUUGCAUUCAAGUAUGCCGCCUCCACCUUCUCCAUUGAUUGGGUCUGAUGGAGAGCACAGUCAGCAUUCUAUGAGUCUACCGGGACAUGGUAAGAUGGGAGGACCGUACUCCAGCGCUGUGCCUGCCAUCGUACCUGACGAGGAGGACCUUCCGGGCUGGGUGCCCAAGAACUACAUUGAGAAAGUGGUAGCGAUCUACGACUACUACGCGGACAAGGAGGACGAGCUGUCGUUCCAGGAGAGCGCCGUGAUCUACGUGCUGAAGAAGAAUGACGACGGCUGGUGGGAGGGCGUCAUGGACGGCGUCACCGGACUCUUCCCCGGCAACUACGUGGAGCCCUGCGUGUAACAGCGCGCCAGCACUGGACUGGAUUAGUGUAUGCUAACGCCAAUUCAUACAAUCCAUGAUAGCCUGCGUUACAACUGAACUGGCCUGUGUGAACCAGGUGUUAUAGCUUUCCAGUCGUAACACUAGUAUAGAAAGUUGUCAACCCUGAAAUAUCUAAUGUAAUGUGGAGAAAAAAAAGUAUACCACGAACUUGAUGUAUUUGCAUUGUUGAUAAAGAAAAAUCGAAUUAUAAAAUUUUUGUUUGUGUUUAAAAAUUUUCCAAAUAAUUCCAGUCAGUGCUACAGUCUUGCCUGGGUCGUAAAUACAUAAAAAUUGUAUGUGAAAGUAAUAAAUGACAGUUAGUAUUAUGUAAUAUGUAAGGGUAGUAUUUUAUUAUUAUUCAUAUGAAAUAGAACCCCGAGUAGAUAAGGUUAUUAUAACUUACAAUAAAACUAGUUAUUAGUAUGGAAUCAUUCGAAAACAAUGCACUAUUUUUAGGAAUACUUAGGAAUAUUUGAAUGUUAAAUGGUAAUUAUAAGUUCUUAAGGUAUAUAAAAAUUGCUUGCAGAAAUGUUAAGCUUAAGCACUGUUUUAUUAAAAAAAAAUUAUCUGAUUUUUUCUUUUUAGAAUUAAGUGAAAUUACUUACUUUAGGAUAUCAAUGUAAGUAAGAAAUUGCGUAUUACUCUAAACUUUUUUUUUAUUAUUUUACUGAAAUUAUACAAACAUACUAUUUAUGUUCUUAUGUAGUAGAGUAACAUUACCACAUGGUAUGUAGGUCAAAGAAGGUACAAAAAGAACCCAAAACAGAAAGUUCUAUAUGUCAUUCAUUUCUUUUAUAACAUCAUUCAACUUGGAGGUGUCCAAUUUCUAUUAUACACUAAUUUAUUUUAUAGUAUAUUGUUUAAUAUUGAAGACAUCUAUAGAUGAUAGAAGUUUAAAAAUAUUUAGUUAUACAGCAGUUAUCUGCAAAAUAGUGUAGUAUUAAUUAAUUCUUAUAAGUUGGCAAUUUAUAUUCUGAGUAAAUAGUUAUAUUA